UAAAACAUUGGUUGACAGUCAGUGAAUUCUCAUGAAAGCGCUUGUUGGCUGUGUACAAGUAGCGGUAUCUUUUCCACACAAAAGCUUCUGCGGUUUAAGUUUAUGUUUUACAGGGCCGCGAGAGUCAUUUCAAAAGCACCUUUCCAAUCUCUGCGGCAGCUUUUUUGGUUACGAAAUUCCCGAAAACUGACGUCCAAAAUGUCCUUUCAGUAUCCCCAGGCUUACCGCGACGAGUCAGUUGUGGAUGACUAUCAUGGCUGCAAAGUGCCUGACCCUUACAGCUGGCUGGAGGACCCUGACAGUGAAAAGACACAGGCCUUUGUCAGUGCCCAGAACAAGCUCACUUUGCCAUUUUUAGAGCACUGUGAGGUGCGAGAGCUGUUCAAAGAGCGCAUGACUGAGCUGUAUGACUAUCCCAAGUAUAGCUGUCCCUUCAAGAGAGGAAGCAGGUACUUUCACUUUUACAACACGGGCCUCCAGAACCAGAGUGUGAUGUAUGUGCAAGAGAACCUAGAUGCCGAGCCCACAGUCUUCUUAGAUCCAAACACAUUUUCUGAGGAUGGGACAGUUGCUCUGCGAGGCUAUGCAUUCUCUGAGGAUGGAGAGUACUUGGCAUAUGGCACUAGUGCCAGUGGGUCUGACUGGGUGGAGAUCCGCUUUCUGCGCGUUGAGGGCGCCGUGCCUUUAGAGGACCGCCUGGAGCGAGUCAAGUUUAGCUGCAUGUCCUGGACCCACGAUGGGAAGGGGCUUUUUUACAACUCGUAUCCUGACCAGGAGGGCAAAAGUGAUGGCACUGAGACCUCCACUAACCUGCAUCAGAAGUUAUACUAUCAUGUUCUGGGGACUCCACAGUCUGAGGACGUCCUAUGUGCAGAGUUUCCUGAUCACCCCAAAUGGAUGAGUGGAGCAGAAGUAUCAGAAGAUGGGCGCUACGUGCUGCUGUCUAUCAGAGAAGGUUGUGAUCCUGUCAACAGACUGUGGUAUUGUGACCUCAAGACCACUCCUCAGGGUAUUACAGGACUUUUGCCAUGGGUAAAAUUAAUCGACAACUUUGACGCCGAGUACGAAUACGUGACGAACGAGGGCACAUUGUUCACCUUCAAGACCAACUUAGACGCCCCUCGUUACAGACUAAUCAACAUCGACUUUGCCUCUCCGGAGCAGAGCAGCUGGAAGGAGCUCCUGCCUCAACAUGAGAAGGAUGUCAUUGUGUUUGCCACCUGUACAUACUCCAGCUAUUUGUUCGUGUGCUUCCUCCAUGAUGUGAAGAAUGUGUUGAAAAUGUAUCGUCUGAGCUCAGGAGAGGAGCUGAGGACCUUCCCUCUUGAUGUUGGAUCCAUAGUAGGGUUCACAGGACGAAAGCGAGACUCUGAAAUCUUCUAUUAUUUCACUUCUUUCCUAUCGCCAGCCAUCAUUUACCACUGUGACCUAACCAAGGAGCCCCUGCAGCCCCAUAUCUUCAGAGAGGUCACUGUCAAAGGCUUCAACCCCUCCGACUACCAGACCACACAGAUCUUUUUUCCCUCAAAGGAUGGCACUCAGAUACCCAUGUUCAUUGUUCACAAGAAGGGCAUCAAAAUGGACGGCUCCCAUCCAGGUUUUUUAUAUGGCUACGGGGGCUUUAACAUCUCCAUCACGCCAAGCUACAGCGUGUCCAGACUCAUCUUUGUCAGACAUCUGGGAGGAGUUUUAGCUGUCGCCAACAUCAGAGGAGGAGGAGAAUAUGGGGAGACCUGGCACAAAGCUGGCAUGCUGGCAAAUAAACAGAACUGCUUCACAGACUUCCAGUGUGCAGCUGAAUAUCUAAUCAAGGAGGGAUACACUUCUCCCUCCAAACUGACUAUAAAUGGAGGCUCCAAUGGUGGCCUGCUUGUAGCGGCCUGUGUAAACGAGCGGCCUGAGCUGUUUGGAUGUGCAGUAGCUCAGGUGGGCGUCAUGGACAUGCUGAAGUUCCACAAGUUCACAAUCGGGCACGCCUGGACCACGGACUUUGGCUGUUCAGAAGACAAAGAGCAGUUUGAAUGGCUGAUCAAAUACUCCCCGCUUCAUAACAUCCGUGUACCAGAAGGCAAUGGGGUCCAGUACCCCGCUGUGCUUUUGCUGACAGGCGACCACGAUGACCGGGUAGUGCCUCUGCAUUCCCUCAAGUACAUCGCCACUCUGCAGCACAUUGUAGGUCGCAGCCCCAAGCAGACAAAUCCCCUUUUCAUCCUUGUGGACACAAAGUCAGGCCACGGUGCUGGAAAGCCCACAAGCAAAGUCAUUCAGGAGGUGGCUGACACUUACGCCUUCAUCGCUCGCUGUCUCAACAUCUCUUGGGUCAAAUAACCUGCAUCUACCUUUUAAAGUGUGUGGGGUUUCUUUUUUUCUUUUUUAAAUCUUUUGGUCAAACCAUAUUUAGAAUACCGUUAAUACCAGAAUACCGUUAAUACCAGAUGUUGACACAUUGUUUAUAGCACUGCUACCUUCC
Pundamilia nyererei is the source of this 2470-nucleotide messenger RNA. RefSeq names its product prolyl endopeptidase (gene prep). NCBI's taxonomy places the organism in Eukaryota, Metazoa, Chordata, Actinopteri, Cichliformes, Cichlidae. The transcript is spliced from 14 exons. Gene Ontology annotation, biological process: proteolysis. The record is from RefSeq and is a predicted model, not a curated record. Gene Ontology annotation, cellular component: cytosol. Gene Ontology annotation, molecular function: oligopeptidase activity; serine-type endopeptidase activity. Bases 103 to 2328 code for a protein of 741 amino acids.